CAAGAGUGUGGCAUGUCAAGAGCGGCAAAACUGUCCUGAUAAUCAAUACCCGGCACCAGUGGGUGGGGAGCGUGAUGUACUCGCCCAACUCGAAAAGAAUUGCAACAGGUGGAUACGACGACACUGGUGUAAAAAUCUGGAAUAGCAAGACGGGCAAGUUGAUAUUCACAGUCCCACACACUUGGCCAGUUUACUGCUUGGCAUGGACAUCGGAUGGAAAGAAAAUUAUAUCUGCGUCAUAUGACCUGAUCAUAAUAUUCGACACCGCCACUUCGCAGCAGAUUGCCGCACUCCGUGGUCACAAACACUUGAUCCGCUUCAUCACAUUGUCUCCAGAUAACCGUCUCCUCGCGAGUGCAUCAUGGGAUAGAACAGUACGUUUGUGGAAUCUCGACACGAACGUUUCACUCGGACCACCCAUCCAGCAUGAUAGUUUUGUGGAGUGCGCAGCUUUUUCUGCCGACGGAAAGCUGCUAGUCACUGGGUGCGAGGACAGCAACGCGUACGUGCGUGAUAUUCAAGACAUCCUCAAAGAAGCUGAAGACUCACUAUCCGAUACUAAUGAUGGACUCGUACUGGAGGCGUCAUCCAAUGACGCCCCGGGAACGGAGCACACACCCCACCCCUCGCAGGACAUAGACGACAGGUCAUUUUUGGACGUUGAUGCUACCCGGGGUGUCGAUGAACUCCCACCAGCAUUUUUCGACGGCAUGCAAUCCGACAUUCAUGAUGGCGCCCAACCUCAUUCCUCUUCCAGUGCAUUCAGCCGCCUUUCCUCGUUCCUUCACCGUUUUCUACCUGACAGUGAUGAUGCGAUUAAACCUCCGCAACCACCAAGACCUUCAGGGUUACAUCUACGCGUGAUCAUCGUUCGCCUGUCCUCACUCAUCCACCGUUCUCCCAACCCCCCCACGCCCUCUGAGUCACGUCCCCAUGCGCUCCUUGGUCGUCUGUCCUCACUUUUACCUCACUCUUGGCUCAACACCGACCCAGCAACUGAACCUCCACAACCCACAACGCCUUCUGGUUCACGUUCGGAUAUACACAUCGGCCGCCUAUCCUCACUCUUCCGCUCUCCGCCUGCUACCAAUGAACAAAUCGAACCACCAGUAUGCCCAAGGCAAACCAUUUCCUCUCGUCGUAGUCCUCAUGUUGUCGAAGCAUUAUAUGUUGCUCCGCGACCGGAACGAGAUCGUUCCCGCGCCCGGCUUGCUGGAACUUCUGCAACAACCGUGCAGUCACCACCUCUCUCAUUAUGGACUCAUCUCGUGCUUUUUCUCUGUUGUGCAUCUCAACAGGCGGACCAAACGCAGCAGCAACUGCAUGAUCAAGUCCGAGCCCAGGCGUCAUCGCAUCCUCAGCCUCCUGCCACUUCGACGUCCACGACACGGACGCCUACUGCACUUGAUACGAGUACUAACGCGCCAGGUGUCGCAAAUGCACAGUCACGACGUGUUCCAUUACGGGCUCGUUUCGUACUUUUUCUUUGCUGUGUAUCUCCUACACAUGAUGAUGGCCAUCGAUAGUAAUGCCCGGUAUAUAUACAGCUAUUA
Molecule: messenger RNA, 1553 nt
Organism: Suillus subalutaceus
Lineage: Eukaryota; Fungi; Basidiomycota; Agaricomycetes; Boletales; Suillaceae
Product: quinon protein alcohol dehydrogenase-like superfamily
Exons: 6
Coding region: 75-1526 (483 amino acids)
Molecular function (GO): protein binding
Source: RefSeq, a predicted model, not a curated record